AUGGAUUACGGACUGGGUGCAGUAAGCUACCCGAGUGCCGACGAUAUAAACCGGACGAACGUCUGUUGCCGGGACGAUGUUGCUGGAUACAUUGAUUGCAGCAGUCGCUAUCGUAGCAGCAGUGGAAACGGUGGCACUAAUCUUAGCAGCAGCAAUUGUAGCAGGAGUACUACUGCAAGGCAAAACCUGUCUAGCCGACCAUCGUGCCGGCUAGUAAGCCGUCACAUUACCGGUAGUGGUAGUUCGGGUAGUGCACUGUCGGUGCUUCCACUGGCAGCCACAAUUUACGGACGUCGUCCACUCUGUUCACCGUGCGGUAGUAGUUGUAGAGGUAGUAGUCGCUCUUCCCACUCCACCUUACCACAACGGGGCAGCGCUUGGAGGGGUUACGACUCGCUGCAAACAGGCGUGGAUGCGUCGGUUACUAGCUGGCCAUUAUUACUCCGCACGUCUACUAAUAACGGGCGCUCAGUAAGCGAAGGAACCCAUAUAGCUGCCACCGAAUACUCGAACCGACAGUACAGGAACCAAUACAUACAACAGGAGCUACACCGACAUCCGCAGUAUCAGCAGCAGCAGCAGCACCAACAACAGCAGCGACGUCGCCGACGGCGGCAGAUGAAACGCCCUCUAGCGGGUAUUUGCGAUAAGGGAAUUGUCGCCUUUCCGGACCAUAAACCAUCUUCGACCUACCGGCUGGGCGAUUCGAAAGCCGACUAUCAAGGUUUCACAGAGGACAGUAAUGCUGGCGAUGGUGGUAAUGGUAGUGUUGGUGGUAACAGCACUCAUCAUACGGGCACGGUCGUUUGUCCUACGCAGCUAGGGCCGGGGGGAGGUGGAGGUGGCAGUCGGUACGAGCAUCACUUGUCACGGCACGCCAGCAGUAUCCUACCAUCAAGUCUUGUCUCGUCGCCCGAUGGUAACGAUCUUCCGCACCACACGCAUUAUCAGCUGCACCAUCAGAUGUCCUACCAUAACAUGUUCACACCGUCGAGGGAGCCGGGCACGGCCUGGCGCUGCCGCUCGUGCGGUAAAGAGGUCACCAAUAGAUGGCACCACUUCCAUUCGCAUACGCCCCAGCGCUCCCUUUGCCCGUACUGCCCGGCGUCCUACAGUCGAAUCGAUACCCUCCGAUCGCACCUCCGGAUCAAGCAUGCCGAUCGGCUCAGCGCGCCCAAGUUUAGUAAUCCCCCGAACUGCAAGCUGCCGAUGUAA
Messenger RNA from Anopheles funestus (African malaria mosquito), 1215 nucleotides. RefSeq lists its product as uncharacterized. The transcript is spliced from 2 exons. The record is from RefSeq and is a predicted model, not a curated record. The coding region runs from base 1 to 1215 and encodes 404 amino acids. NCBI's taxonomy places the organism in Eukaryota, Metazoa, Arthropoda, Insecta, Diptera, Culicidae.